Messenger RNA from Episyrphus balteatus (marmalade hoverfly), 1568 nucleotides. RefSeq names its product 26S proteasome regulatory subunit 4 (gene Rpt2). Gene Ontology annotation, cellular component: proteasome regulatory particle, base subcomplex. The transcript is spliced from 3 exons. Gene Ontology annotation, molecular function: ATP binding; proteasome-activating activity; ATP hydrolysis activity. Lineage: Eukaryota; Metazoa; Arthropoda; Insecta; Diptera; Syrphidae. The record is from RefSeq and is a predicted model, not a curated record. The coding region runs from base 120 to 1439 and encodes 439 amino acids. Gene Ontology annotation, biological process: proteasome-mediated ubiquitin-dependent protein catabolic process.
CACAACCAACUUCAUAUUAAUGACUCGUAGAAUUUUUGUUGAAGUGUGACAUUCGCCAAAAAAAGAAUUUUUAACUAAUUUAAUUUUGUGUAAAAAACUAAGGAAAUUUCUCUGCAAAUAUGGGUCAAAACCAAUCUGGCCAAAGUGGUAGUGGCGAUAAAAAAGACGACAAAGACAAGAAAAAGAAAUAUGAACCACCAAUUCCAACUCGCGUUGGCAAAAAGAAGCGCCGCGCAAAGGGACCCGAUGCAGCCAUGAAACUUCCUCAAGUUACUCCACACACACGGUGUCGCUUGAAGUUGCUCAAAUUAGAACGUAUCAAAGAUUAUUUAAUGAUGGAAGAUGAAUUCAUUCGUAAUCAAGAACGAUUGAAGCCACAAGACGAGAAAAACGAAGAAGAACGUUCAAAGGUCGAUGAUUUGAGAGGAACGCCAAUGUCUGUGGGUAAUUUGGAAGAGAUUAUCGAUGAUAAUCAUGCAAUUGUAUCGACUUCAGUUGGAAGCGAACAUUAUGUUAGCAUUUUGUCAUUUGUUGAUAAGGAUCAACUCGAGCCCGGUUGCUCGGUGCUCUUGAAUCACAAAGUUCACGCUGUUGUGGGUGUAUUGGGUGAUGACACUGAUCCCAUGGUCACUGUGAUGAAGUUGGAGAAAGCUCCACAAGAGACAUAUGCCGAUAUCGGUGGUUUAGAUACUCAGAUUCAAGAAAUUAAAGAAUCUGUUGAGUUGCCUCUGACUCAUCCUGAGUACUAUGAAGAAAUGGGUAUCAAACCUCCGAAGGGAGUUAUUUUAUAUGGUGCCCCGGGUACUGGGAAAACUCUAUUGGCAAAAGCCGUGGCUAAUCAGACUUCUGCGACUUUCUUGAGAGUCGUGGGAAGUGAACUGAUUCAAAAGUAUCUCGGAGAUGGUCCCAAAUUGGUGAGGGAACUCUUCCGCGUCGCAGAAGAACACGCACCUUCCAUUGUGUUUAUUGAUGAAAUUGACGCUGUUGGCACAAAGCGUUAUGAUUCUAAUUCGGGAGGUGAACGUGAAAUUCAAAGAACUAUGUUGGAAUUGUUGAAUCAACUUGAUGGUUUCGAUUCGAGGGGUGAUGUCAAGGUCAUCAUGGCAACUAAUCGAAUUGAGACCCUAGAUCCUGCUUUGAUUCGACCUGGUCGAAUUGACAGGAAGAUUGAGUUCCCAUUGCCAGAUGAGAAGACAAAACGUCGCAUUUUCACCAUCCACACCUCUCGAAUGACCUUGGCCGAGGAUGUCAAUCUGAGCGAGUUGAUUAUGGCGAAAGAUGAUCUCUCUGGAGCAGACAUUAAAGCAAUCUGUACCGAAGCUGGUUUGAUGGCGCUUCGUGAACGUCGUAUGAAAGUAACAAAUGAGGACUUUAAAAAGUCUAAGGAAAGUGUACUCUAUAGGAAGAAGGAAGGAACACCUGAAGGAUUGUAUCUUUAAAUUAAAUAAAAUAACCAACUGCAUCGUUUCCUCAAACUUGAUUUUUUUUUUAUUAUUAAUAUUUUCUAAUUAAAUGUGUAUUAUCUAUCGAGAGAAUAAAUUAGUAGCGAUAGGCAAGUCCUUGGCGAA